Molecule: messenger RNA, 381 nt
Organism: Cladocopium goreaui
Lineage: Eukaryota; Dinophyceae; Suessiales; Symbiodiniaceae
Source: the annotation of a GenBank genome assembly
AUGGCGCUGAGUGGCGCAGUGGUUCGCCCCAAGACCGCGACUCCCAGCGCUCGAGUGGCGACUCCCAGGAGUCCCACGCUGAAAAAUGCCCAUGCCGUUCCAAGGCGAGCGUCCCGCCUGGCCCGGCAGCUCCUGGCUCUUCUGCCGGUAGCCUCCAUGCGGAAGCGAAAGCGGAAGGUUCUGGGUCGGGAGGAUGAGAGCGCAGAAGCCGACGAGGACACACCGGUGGUGUUGACAGACUCUGUCUGUUUAAUCCCCGGCGGAGAGCCAGUGGUCCGCCUCGAAGAUGCCCCAGGGAAUGCCCGCAGGGAAGCACAGCAGGGCACGGCGCAUGGCGCAUGUUGUGGAAAUCAAUACUUAGAUGGGCCGCUUGUGGUGUAG